This is a messenger RNA of Notothenia coriiceps (black rockcod), 1763 nucleotides long. RefSeq names its product tyrosylprotein sulfotransferase 1 (gene tpst1). NCBI's taxonomy places the organism in Eukaryota, Metazoa, Chordata, Actinopteri, Perciformes, Nototheniidae. Gene Ontology annotation, molecular function: protein-tyrosine sulfotransferase activity. The record is from RefSeq and is a predicted model, not a curated record. Gene Ontology annotation, biological process: peptidyl-tyrosine sulfation. Gene Ontology annotation, cellular component: Golgi apparatus. The coding region runs from base 161 to 1303 and encodes 380 amino acids. The transcript has 5 exons.
AUGGAGCUGGGGACUCCACGCCUACUGUGCACCAGGGAGCUCGAUCCAUGCAAACAACCAUAAAGGGUGGGAACCUUGAUUGCCCUUCAGUUCCUUUUCCCAUCCCUCCCCCUAAAUUGCCCCUUUGGUGAUAUUGCCUCACCUACCUGUGGCCUGCAACAUGAUUGGCAAGCUGAAACAGAACUUGCUGGUGGCCUGUCUGGUCAUCAGCUCGGUCACGGUCUUCUACCUUGGCCGCCAUGCCAUGGAAUGCCACCAUCGCAUAGAGGAGCGCAGCCAGCCGGGCGGGAUCCUGCCUCUGUCGGCGCUUGGAGGCAGCAUGCGGACCACCUUACGGACAGGCCAGAAUCUCAGCACGCCUUUUGUUUACAAUAAAGACAUGCCACUCAUAUUCAUUGGUGGAGUGCCCCGCAGUGGGACAACGCUAAUGCGAGCCAUGCUGGAUGCCCACCCUGAGGUGCGCUGUGGCGAAGAAACUCGAGUUAUACCUCGUAUCCUGGCCAUGAAGCAGAUGUGGAGCCGCUCAGGACGGGAGAAGAUGCGCCUUGACGAGGCCGGAGUGACAGAUGAGGUGCUGGACGCCGCCAUGCAGGCCUUCCUGUUGGAGAUCAUCGUCAAACACGGAGAGCCCGCCAACUUCCUCUGCAACAAGGACCCUUUUGCUUUGAAGUCGCUUUCCUACCUGGCCAAAAUCUUUCCUCAUGCCAAGUUUCUACUCAUGAUUCGUGAUGGUCGGGCUUCAGUCCAUUCUAUGAUUUCACGGAAGGUGACCAUUGCUGGCUUUGACCUUGGUAGCUACAGGGACUGCCUGACCAAGUGGAAUCGGGCCAUAGAGACCAUGUACACUCAGUGCCUGGAGGCAUCGGACAAAUGCCUACCUGUGCACUACGAACAGUUGGUCCUUCAUCCGGAGAAAUGGAUGAAGACACUGCUUAAGUUCCUUGACGUUCCAUGGAAUGAUGCUGUCCUCCGCCAUGAGGAGCUCAUUGGGAAGGCUGGAGGAGUGUCACUCUCAAAGGUGGAGAGGUCCACAGAUCAGGUCAUCAAGCCCGUCAACAUGGAGGCCUUGUCCAAGUGGGUGGGGAAGAUCCCAGCUGACGUGGUGAGGGACAUGGCUGUCAUUGCUCCCAUGCUGUCCAGACUGGGCUACGACCCCCACGCCAACCCUCCCAACUACGGCCGGCCGGACCCCAAGGUCCUAGACAACACCAGAAGGGUCUUUAAGGGUGAAUUUCAGCUACCAGAUUUCCUAAAAGAACAAUCACAGAUUCAGAAGUCUGCAGAGAGACCCAAGCCCAGUUAGGAUCAGCAGAGCGCCUCACCACACACAGGACCAGAGGAGCGGUUGGAGAGAGAAUCAUGGCCAUCGUCUCACCCGCCCCCCUCCAUGUGUGUUGGGCCUCGGUCACAUGACCUCAGCGGAGUCUACGGAGAACUCUUGGCCUUCGAUGUUGUACUGUACAGAAAAUAAUACUAAUACUUCUCACAGCCACAGAAUGUCUGCUGAUUGUUAUUUUUCGUGUCACAUCACGCUCAUCGAUUUUUAGAAAUUAUUUCUGGCUAUUUAGACAAAUUCUGUGAUUCUGUUGUAAGAAAAUGCAGUGAACCGAGAUCGCAAGAAGCAUUUAUGAAUGAAAAAGUUAGCUUUUGGAAGAUGCAAUACCUAUUUUAAUGUUACUUUUUUUCAUGCCUUUGUAUUGUGCAAUGCCAUGGGUACUGAUCGGUAUCAUCCAUGAUAAACAUUGUUGUUUUUGUUUUUAAAA